Messenger RNA from Odobenus rosmarus divergens (Pacific walrus), 1834 nucleotides. RefSeq names its product ORM1-like 1 (S. cerevisiae) (gene ORMDL1). The record is from RefSeq and is a predicted model, not a curated record. Lineage: Eukaryota; Metazoa; Chordata; Mammalia; Carnivora; Odobenidae. Gene Ontology annotation, biological process: ceramide metabolic process; negative regulation of ceramide biosynthetic process; intracellular sphingolipid homeostasis. The transcript is spliced from 4 exons. Gene Ontology annotation, cellular component: endoplasmic reticulum membrane. Bases 94 to 555 code for a protein of 153 amino acids.
CUAAUGUUAGGCAUUCGGUCUUGAAGAGACGCCGUCGCCGCGGAGCCGGUUGUGUUCCGAGCUGGCCGCCGGCAGUGGGGCGGCGGAGCAAACAUGAAUGUUGGAGUUGCCCACAGUGAGGUGAAUCCAAAUACCCGUGUAAUGAACAGCCGGGGUAUGUGGCUGACCUAUGCAUUAGGAGUUGGCUUGCUUCAUAUUGUCCUACUCAGCAUUCCUUUCUUCAGUGUUCCUGUUGCUUGGACCUUAACAAAUGUUAUACAUAAUCUGGGGAUGUAUGUAUUUUUGCAUGCAGUAAAAGGAACACCUUUUGAAACUCCUGACCAGGGUAAAGCAAGGCUCCUAACUCAUUGGGAACAACUGGACUAUGGAGUACAGUUUACAUCUUCACGGAAGUUUUUUACAAUUUCUCCAAUAAUUCUAUAUUUUCUGGCAAGUUUCUAUACGAAGUAUGAUCCAACUCACUUCAUCCUAAACACAGCUUCUCUCCUGAGUGUGCUAAUUCCUAAAAUGCCACAGCUACAUGGUGUUCGGAUCUUUGGAAUUAAUAAGUAUUGAAAUGUUUUGGAAUGGAACAAAAUUUUUACAGCUACUGAGUUUUCUGUAAGAAAGGAGUGGUUAGUAAACUGCACGUUUCCAUGAUAAUGUGAAAUGAGAUGUAUUUACAUUGGAGGGCCAGUUGCUGGUUCUUCAUAUGCUGUUUUGAAGUGCAGAUAUUUACUAGAAGAUGCUUCUGUAUAAUGCAUGUGGUAUCUUUCUGAAGAGAGGCUUUAUAGGCAGGCUGGGCAGGCCCAGCUUAUAAGUUAAAUGGCUGUAAAGUGAGGGUAUAGUAGAUAAAUCUAAGGAAAUAAGAGAUUUAUAAGACACCAAGACCAGUUUAGCUUAUAAUAAGUGGGCAUUAUGUUAGGAGAAGAAAAUUUCCAAUCAUUCAGUCAGUUUAAGCAGACAUACAUGUAAACCAGAAUCAUCUCUUUACAAGUUUAUUAUAGAUCAUUUUUAUUACUGUAUGUAUUCCUCUUAUGGUAUAUAAGAGGAUAGUUCCCUCUUGUUUUAUACUUGUUUAUACUUUAUGAUUGUACAUUUUUGGUUUUGCUGGCUCAACACUGUAUUAAAGGAUGAGGUCAUUUUUACAUUUAUUAAGUUACUGAGUUCAUGAAAGUCCACCUUCAUGACUGAUGAUAAGACAGCCAGGCAUCUUAUAAACAGCCUCUGAGUCAGCCUUCUAAUUUUGUAGCAGAGUGGGUUUUACUACCUUUCCAGACACAAGGCUGCUAAUCCAAUUAAGAAAAUAAUUUAUUUCACACAGUUAAAAUAUAUGGUAAUUUAAAGCUGUCUGCUUAUUUGGUUGAUAAUCUAAUUGUUAAAGUCUGCUAUUGUUUAGAAAAGGAAACAUAAAAUGGACAACUAUUUUAGCCGACCUGUGGUCUGGCAGAAACUGCUUCUGUAGCAGUAGUACAAGCAAAUAAUGGAGUCUUCUUUAGUGGGAUUGCAGUAAAAGACAACAUUGCCUUUUCUUACACCCCCUGCUCUCAAUCCCCAUAUUUUGCCCAUUAAUGUUUUGCCUUUCAAUACAUGGAUCUUAUUGUAGAUGAAGCCAAAGUGGUAACUCUUUCCAAAGCAGCAACCAUAUUGAAAUCUUGUGACAUUAAUUGCAAGAAAUAACUACUUGGAGAAGGAAACAUGUCAAAAACAAAGUUCUGAUAUGGGAUGAAACUGAAAAGUCCAGUAAUAUUUGUAAACAAAACUGAGUGAAAAGAGUUAUAGACCAACUGAAAAAUCAGUUUGUUUCAAUAAACUGACUUUUGGGGGGUAAUGAUCAUCGUUUUGUAUUUCAGAA